CCACUGUUGUCAAAUUUAAGUAUAUGGUUUGAGAAUUAUACCAGAAUCGACACCACUAACCUCUGCUCCCCUUGCAUGAAGGCCGAAAUGGUGAAAAGUGCGGCCGUAAAACAUGAAUUAAAAAAAACUCCUUGCAAGAGCACCGCGGUAUGAUAUAUCGUUCUUUUUAAUCGCUCACUUGUCGAAUUUCUAUGGAGUUUGAUCGUUAGGCGCAAUAAAAUAUGUACUUAAAUAAAAUUGUGGUGCUUCUGCUACGGGGAAUGGAUCCUGCUUGGACUUGGUUCGCAAUGGCGGAAGGGGACAAUAUUUCAACAUUUAGUGUAGAUGGAGGGCAAGACACUGUGGGAUUACCGAGAAUAGUGAUGGUCACAGAAGGAUCUGACACGUCAGCAUCAUCGGCAUCUUCCACCUCAUCCUCGGAAGACAACUGGGCAGACCUCAUCAAAUCGGCGGAAAUACCUCCCGAGUACUGGCAUAUCCAAAAACUAGUAAAAUAUAUGAAGGCGGGUAAUCAGACAGCGACGAUGGUCGCAUUGUCUUGCCUCAAAGAUCACGAUUUGACUGUUGAAGUUAAUCAAAGAGCUAUCCAAGAGAUAGGGGGAUUGGAAUUGCUUGUGAAUUUAUUGGAGACAAGAGAUUUGUGUUGCAUUUUAGGGGGACUAGCUGUUCUGAAAGAUAUCACACCAAAUAUUGAAAUAAGAAAAAAGGUCACAGACUUAGGAGCUAUACCCCUACUGGUCGGAUUACUGUCAGACCCAGCAAGGGAUGUGCAGAUACUAUCUGCCGAAACAAUAGCCAAUUUGGGUAGAAUCCGUAAAAGCAGAAAGUUUUGCAGAAAAUUUGGCGGCAUUCCGAAGUUGAUUGAUCUUUUGGACAUAAAAGAGCGAUAUCUAGUAACUCCACGAGAAGAAUUGAACCUUGAUGAAAUACAGUUUUUGGAUAUUGCGCGUGCAGGCGCUAAAGCUUUGUGGUCCAUGUCGUCUUCUCAAAGAAAUCGUGAAGCUAUGAGAAAGUAUGGCAUGAUCCCUUUGAUAGCACGAAUACUUAAAACUAUCCAUUUAGACGUGGCAGUACCAGCAGUCGGUCUUUUGCAAAUGUGUGCAAACGAGACUUCAUUCCAAUUGGCGAUACAAACAGAAAAAAUGGUCACGGACCUCAUCACACAUCUGGCGAAUGAAGAUAAAGACUUGAAGACCUACUGUAGUUUGGCGAUAUAUAAAUGCGCCAGCGAUUCUAUUACUAGAGACAUGAUACGAGAAGCAGGUGGACUAGAGUUAUUGGUGGAAGCUGCACAGGACACCACAAACAGGGCCAAUAAACCUCUAAUGGCAGCUGUCACAGGAGCUCUUUGGAAGUGUGCCAAUAGUGAUGCAAGCGUGAAGAAACUGGAUAGUCUUGGCGCUGUUCCCAUACUAGUCAAACUUUUGGACGACGAAAAUGAUGGGGUCUUGACCAACGUAGCUGGAGCUCUGGCCGAAUGUGCAAAACAUCCACCAAAUCGAGACAAAAUCAGAUCCGCUGGUGGUAUCCCUAUGCUCAUCCAUCAUCUCAACAACACACAUAAACCUUUAUUGGAAAACGUUCCCUUGGUUUUAAUGGAAUGUGCCAAGGAACAAAGUUGCAUGCUAGAAAUUGACGAGCUGGACGGAGUGCGACUUGUUUGGUCAUUAUUAAAGAAUGAUUCGAAAAAGGUGCAGACGAACGCCGCUUUAGCCCUGAGCCCUUGUGUUCAAAAUGCCGCUGACUCUGGUGAAAUGGUCCGCUCAUUUGUCGGUGCAUUGGAAUUGACCGUGGAUUUGUUAGACUCAGAUGACCACAACGUCCUGUCGGCGGUGUGCGCCGCAAUCGCGACCAUUGCAAAAGAUCACGAGAAUUUGGCCGUGAUCUCAGACCACGGCGUUGUGGCUAAGCUUUCGAAACUCGUAAGCACUACUGAUGACCAUCUCCGUGCGAAUUUGGGAGUUGCGAUAGCUUAUUGUUGUGACUGGGCCCAAAACCGGCAAGAGUUUGGCAGGCGUGGUGCCAUCACACCUUUGGUGAACUACAUGACGUCACGAGACCCUGCUGUACAUAGAGCGACAGCCCUAGCUCUCUACCACCUUUCGUUCUACUCCAUUAAUUGCGUCACCAUGCAUGCUGCAGGGGUAGUGCAAUUCCUCCUAGAGACCAUUGGAUCAAAAGAUCCCAUACUGCAAGAGGCAUCAGCUGGUUGUUUGUGCAACAUAAGGAAGCUCGCCUUGGCCACAGAGAAAAUCAAACUGAAGCAAUAGAUUAAAUUAAUACUCAUAUUAAAUGGAACUUUUAUUUAUUGUUAAUUAAAUGAUAUGUUAUUAUCAAAAUAGGUAUGAAUAUUGAGCUUUCAAUGUUAUUGUGUAUUACCUGUCCAAAAUAAAAAUAAUGCUUAAAAACGGUUUUUUGCUCUCUUGGGUAAUCACCAUAAUAAUAAUCCAUUAAUUAAAAGAGCACGAUGGAAAAACUAAAAUCGCUUAGUUUUUUUUUACUUGUAUUAUGAAGACGCUUGUAAAUAGGUACUACCGUUGCGAAAACAGAGGCAAAACAUGCGAGCCUGUUUGCAUUGUUUGUUGACUUCAUAGAUUAGACAAACCGCUCUCUGCAAAUCUUAAAUAGUGUGAUUUAUUAAAUUGAAUUCUAAGGAUUCUAUCGACGUGCUAUCAGUAAAAAAAAAUAAAGUUAAUUUGUUAUUCGAAUUUUAAAAGGUUUAUACUUACAGGGGGAAAUUGGAUUAAAUUAUAAUUGUGUUUGUUCUGUUUUAAUAUAAUAACGUUGGUUAAUCAUGAAAUAGAAAAAAAACCUGCCAAGUGCGAGUCAGACUCGAGCACCGAGGGUUCUGUACAAACUCAAUUUAAUACCUCUACGCAUUCAUGAGAAAAGUAUUCCUGCGCUUUCCAAACAAAAAAAAUGCUGUGGUUUUUGAAACCACGCUGCAAGUAAAACUUUUAAAGGUACAUAUUCUUAGUUUGUUGAUCUUAUGUUACUCUUGCUUAAAAAGAGUGGACAAAAAACGGAUAUGUGUAGUUCACAUGCGAUAAAAGUGAAACCUUCAGAACUGUGACCACGUUUAAGUCCUUCAUGACUAGGAACGUCUUAAAGACAAAUGUGACCUGUGUUAAAAUUCAACUGUCUAGGUCAAAAUUAAAUAUUUUAUUUAUUUAUUUAUUUUUAUUUAUUUAUUUAUUCUUUAUUACCAAAA
Chilo suppressalis (striped riceborer) is the source of this 3211-nucleotide messenger RNA. The record is from the annotation of a GenBank genome assembly. Lineage: Eukaryota; Metazoa; Arthropoda; Insecta; Lepidoptera; Crambidae.